AUGGCCCGCGAUGCCAACAUGGGCGAAGGCUCCUCCAAGGGCGGCAAGAACUCUGCCUACGACCCCGACCAAAACCCAGAAGAGAAACGCGCCGUCCGCCGUGGCUACCGCGGCAUCAUCGUCGAACCUGGGGUAGCCAACCCGAACGAUAUCUCUCCAGAUGAGCUCGCCAAAAACCUAGAAGUCGCAGACAGCCUCUUUGAGAAAGUGAAGGGCACGUCAGAAGCGACGCUCGACUCCAUGUUCCUCCUCGGCGUGACAUCGCAGGCCGCAGCUAAGGCGCGCUCGAUGAAGGCCGGCGCGGGCGCGUUCGACGUCGACGACUUCGUUGCCCGUCUCGUCACUUUCAUGGGCGGCCGCAGGGGUGUGCACCUCCCAGAUGACUCAGAUACCGACGCUGACGAUUACGACGACGGCGCGCCCCUCGACUGGGAACGCAUCGGCCGCCGCGCGCUCGCCAAGAGCUGCCGUGCGCCCGCCAUGGACUUCAUGCUCGGUCCUUUGUCGAUUGAGCAGAAGAAGCGCGCGGCGAUCAAGCGGUCCAAGCUGGAGAAGAACAAAGCGGACAUGAAAAAGCCGCAGGAGAUUACGGAGGAUGACAUCACGCGCUCGGAGAACGAGACGACUAAGAACGUCGCAACUCUCGAGAAACUGCUGGAGCAGCUCGGCGGGCAGAUCAACCUGUUCCGGUUCAUUAUCAACCCGAACGACUUCGGGCAGUCCGUGGAGAACCUGUUCUACCUUUCCUUCCUGAUCCGCGAUGGCAAGUGCGCACUCGAGACGAAUGAGGACGGCGAGCCGGUCAUUUGGCUAUGCCAGCAGCCGUCCGAAGAGGACUACAAUGAGGGCCUCAAGAAGCGCCAGAUCGUCAUGGAGUUCGACAUGGCGACAUGGAGGCACGCGAAAGAGGUCUUCAGCAUCAAAGAACCCUUCAUCCCCCAGCGGCCAAAGUCCGAGAUGCGUCUCGGCGGCAAGUGGUACGGUUGA
This is a messenger RNA of Sparassis crispa, 987 nucleotides long. Its product is annotated as Non-structural maintenance of chromosome element 4. The transcript has 7 exons. The record is from RefSeq and is a predicted model, not a curated record. Gene Ontology annotation, biological process: DNA repair. The coding region runs from base 1 to 987 and encodes 328 amino acids. Lineage: Eukaryota; Fungi; Basidiomycota; Agaricomycetes; Polyporales; Sparassidaceae. Gene Ontology annotation, cellular component: nucleus; Smc5-Smc6 complex.